AUGUCUCCUGCCCGGACCGCCGCCUUCCGAACUGGGAAGACUGGUGACAGUGGCCAAUUACGUGUAGGCGGUGGCGUCGAGGGAGAUGGAGGUCCGUCUGCGGGCGCCUCGCACAUCAGCGCGUUGAGAGCAUCCCUCGGUGUUUGCCUGAAUCUUCCAAAUUCCACAGAAGACCAGAAAGUAAAGCUAACGUGCACAAUCAACGAUGCCCAGGGUUUUACCGGCAAGGUGUUAAUAAUCCAGUCAGCCGGAAAGAGCUCUCAAGCUAUUGGCUAUUUUGCUCAGAUGACGUCGAAUUGCUCUGACGUCAUGCACGGGACCACAGGUCGCUGUGGAGCAGGAACCAAUAGCAUCGACUCGCGUUCAAAGAAAUACAAGGUCUUCACAACACUUGCAAGAGGUCCCGUUGAUUACUACUGUCAAGCGUUCUCUGGUGACGUCAUCUACUUCAGCAAUGCUAUAAAGUACCCAUCGUCAAAUUACUUUCUCAAGAAGUAUCGAGAAUACAGAAGCUCCACAUCUGGUCAAGCUGCAAGCAAGAAAAAAAAAUGGCACCUCUACGACUUUUUAACGUUUUUAAUACCAUCUUGCUCCACAGGACCAACCAGUGGCAAUCUUCAAGAAAACGAAGACGACACCGCAACAUCGGGUGACGAAGAACAGUCUCAGAACAGCCCACUCUCUAUGCAAUCAAAAGAUAAUUCUCUAGCAGGACAGUUCAAGAAGCCACAAAGGCGUCUUAAGAGAAAUGCUCAAAGUGCUGGUAUGUCUGCAAUCGAUAUGGAAGUCCUGAAGGCCCUUAAGGAACCAGAGCCACAGCAACAAAUCGACGACAAUGUAAUGUUUUUCAAAAGUCUUUUGCCCUCUCUCAAACACCUAGAUGAAGUGCAAACCAUGGAAUUUCGUAUGGAAGUACAACGGCUCGUACUGACAUACUUAAGAUCAGCACGUUCAAACACAACUGCUGUUGAAACCUCCGCAGUGGGUGUCGUAAGUCCUCCGCAAGCAACUGGUUCUACUACCAUUUACCAUUUACCAGCGCACCGAAGACGCCCGCAAUUAUUACCAUGAGGACCCAUACUACUGUCAGAAUACAUAUACACACUAAUUUUGACAUUUGACACCACUUUUGUUUACAUAUUUCACCAAAAAAGGACAUAAUAAUGUCACAAUGAUAAUGUUUAUUUCAGUCAUUUGUUUCUGUAUUCCAGUCAUUUGUUUUUGUAUUUCAGUCAUUUGUUUUUGUAUUUCAGUUGAAAGUACAGAAGAAGAACCAGGAUUUUAUGAGAAACUUUUGACCAACUUUGUGAACAGACCACAGGUUUAUUAAAAAGGAUAUUAAUGCA
Messenger RNA from Gigantopelta aegis, 1346 nucleotides. RefSeq lists its product as uncharacterized. Bases 1 to 1071 code for a protein of 356 amino acids. Gene Ontology annotation, molecular function: DNA binding. The transcript is spliced from 3 exons. Lineage: Eukaryota; Metazoa; Mollusca; Gastropoda; Neomphalida; Peltospiridae. The record is from RefSeq and is a predicted model, not a curated record.